AUGAGAAACGGUGUUGAAUACUAAGAUGAAUCUUGCAUAAAGUUAAAAAUUAUCAAAACAGCUUGGAGUACUAGAGAAGAUAACUUACUCAAAAAAGGAAUCAAAAUGUGUGGAAUGAAUUGGAUAGCAAUAGCUGAGUAUGUACCCAAUAGAAAUCCUAACUAAUGUGCACAAAGAUGGAAGAGACUUUAAGGGCAGAGGGUAUUAUAUUUAAAUUUGAUAUUAGAGUAGAACUAAUUAAUUUUGGAAUUCUAAGGAGGAUUAAUUGUUAUUAUAGCUCAUUUAAUAAUACGGAAAGAAGUGGUCAAAAAUAGCAUAGAUAAUCAAAAAUAGAAAUAGUAAAUAAUGCAGAAAUCGCUUCGUCAAUUCACUAGAUCCAAAUUUAAAAUAAAAUGGUUUUACUAAAGAAGAAGACUAACUAAUAUACCAAAAGUAUUUAGAGUAUGGUUCCAAGUGGUCAUAAAUUUCUAAAUUUCUUGUGGGUAGAUCGGUAAUAUUUAAAUUUAUUUUAGGAUAACUAAAUAAAGAAUAGAUUCUAUAAUAACAUUAGAAGUUAGUACCUACAAAUUUAGAACCCAUAUUAUUCAAAAUAGACGUAAUCUCAGCCUAAGGAGUUUUUAGAACAAGUAAGAGAGGAGCAUCUUAGAAUUAACGGAACUUAUGAGAAGGGAAAAAUAAUUGAAUAUCAGAAUGAUAUGCAAACAAAGGAUCAAGACAUUUCAAGAUACGUAAAUGAAGAAAAUUACUCUAAUUUUGAUUAAUCAUUGUAUUCUAAUAGGGAUUUUGAAUAUUUGAGUACGAGCCAUGUGAAUUUAUUGUGA
Messenger RNA from Paramecium octaurelia, 821 nucleotides. NCBI's taxonomy places the organism in Eukaryota, Ciliophora, Oligohymenophorea, Peniculida, Parameciidae. The record is from the annotation of a GenBank genome assembly.